AUGUCUGACCAGACCAACCAGCAGCAGACCCCCUCCACUCUCCAGUCCUACGUGAACUCGGCAUCCGGUGCCGUUCAGAGCGCUAUUGGCAGUUUGACUGGCAACACCGGCGAUCAGGCUCAGGGCCAGGUCACUCAAGAUCAGGCCAAGGCUGAGCACGAGCAGUCCAAGGCUGGCGUCAAGGCUGCCGGCGUCAGCGUCUCGAGCGACGGCGGCGUUGCCAAGGAUAGCGCCGACCGCACCGAUGGUUCUUGGAACCAAACUAUCGGCUCCGCCAAGGAAGCCGUUGGUGGUCUUCUCGGCCACGAGGGUCUGAAGAAGGCCGGCCGCGAACAGAACCUCGAGGGACAACAGCAGGAGGCCAAGGGCCAGGUCAGCGAUCUGGCUGGCGGCGUUUCUGACCGUGCCAAAGGCGUUGUCGGUGGUGCCGUUGCCAGCGCUAUGGGCGACAACGAGGGCAAGGCUCACUACGACCAGGUGCGUGCCGACGGCAAGGCCGCCCAGCGUGGUGUCGAGGCCGAUCUCGAAAAGAAGGCCGAGGCCGAGCAAGCUCAGAAGGACAAGCAGUAG
This is a messenger RNA of Akanthomyces muscarius, 570 nucleotides long. RefSeq lists its product as uncharacterized. NCBI's taxonomy places the organism in Eukaryota, Fungi, Ascomycota, Sordariomycetes, Hypocreales, Cordycipitaceae. The record is from RefSeq and is a predicted model, not a curated record. The transcript has 2 exons. The coding region runs from base 1 to 570 and encodes 189 amino acids.